UAUGCGUAUUGAUAUCCAAUAUACCAUGGACAUAGAAAUACCCACAUGACCAUACAGUCCAUUUAGAACGGUUCGAUGUUAUUGGUUAACAUCAGAGUUUCGAACUUCUCUUCCUUCUUGGGAUUGUAAACAAGUUUCUUUACAUUUGCUGCUUCGAAGCCUGCAUAAGAACGUGGACUUUAUCUUUGUGAGAAGUUGAUUCGACCGGGGAGGUACUAUAUGCGUAAAAGGCUAUGGAGGAUGAUUAAAAGCCGAUGACUGAUUUGUUGAAGACAAGUUUAGAUCACGAUGUCAUGAUGGGAUCAUUGUAUCAUCAUGAGGCGAAUGUUCAUGUACUAGCAGUAAUGCGCUCAAAGUGAAGGCAUUUGUCAAUAAAUAUGAAGAGAACUCUCGACUUGGAUCUCAUAUAAAUUCCAAGCAGCACGACAGAAAGACAAUACCCCAGGAUACUAAAGGUCAGGUCAUCUUCCCACGACUGCGGAGGUGACCAAGCAUGUUGAGGACCGUCAAGAUGAGGACUGCUAUUGCUGUGUUCAUCAUUUCUUUUCUAUCACUGGCAGCACUCAGCAGUGCUAAUACAACGACAGCCUGUUAUGAGGGAAGAUUCUUACUGCAGGAGACCUGCACGCCAACUCAGUACAUACUGAUCUACUCAGUCGAAAGCCAAGAAGUUAGUCGCUGCAAUGAUAACAGCUCGGGUGCUCUGUGGUCAAGAAGCGGUCUCGCAGUCCAUUUUGCCUGGGAGUGGUGUAACCUGCAAAAGGAAAGAUGUACAACUGGAAACCUAUCUAACGCUACCUACUUAAGAAUGAAUUAUACUUGCGUUAAUGAAUCGUUUUCGACACGGAGGUUCAAUAUGUGCUCAGAUGUAAGCGAGGUGAUGUCAACUCCAGUUUACCUUCAGAGCCCAGGAUAUCCAGGCUAUUAUAGCUACACCAAUGCAACAAACUGCACUUGUUCUAUAUCAGUGUCUCAAAACCAAACCCUCGGUGACUUCUGGUUGACACUGUAUGACAUGUUCACUGGGCUGCCCGAGACACUGACUUUGAAAUUGAGUAAUGGUACAAAUAAAAAAUUAACCACUGUUACCAAUAUUAUUACGGGUUAUAUACUAAAUCAGGAGACGACAAACAUUUCUCCUGCUCUCUCUGUGUCGUUUGUUCCCAUGUAUUCUAGUCUAGGAUACUUUUGGAUCGGAUUAAAAAGUAGAGCUCCUCUAAACAUAUCGAUAACCUGCAAUGAAUUUCCGGGAACAUCAACGACCUCACCACCUGCCACUUCGACAACGUCGGUGCCAGCAAAGAGUACGCCAACGACGACAACUAAUGAAACAACAACACCGACCACAAAAACAACCACAACUUAUGAAACAGCAACUACGGAAACAACAGCGACGGCAACUAUAUAUGAAACAACAACACCGACCACAAAAACAACCACAACUAAUGAAACAGCAACUACGGAAACAACAGCGACGGCAACUAAUGAAAGAACAACACCGACCACAAAAACAACCACAACUAAUGAAACAGCAACUACGGAAAAAACAGCGACGGCAACUAAUGAAACAACAACACCGACCACAAAAACAACCACAACUAAUGAAACAGCAACUACGGAGACAACAGCGACGACAACUAAUGAAACAACAACAACUGAAAUGGCGACGAAUACGGACACAAAAAUGCCGACAGGGACUCUAAGCUCAGUAAAACCGGCUGCUAUUGUGAUGGCGGAAGACGACCUAAAAACCAUCUCCAUUGCGAUACCUACUGUGGUCAUAGCGAUAAUUAUCAUCAUUGUUAUCGUUGUCAUAGUCAAGAAGCGGCAGAAAUCAAACGACGCCAAGUUUGAAGACACGGUUAGGUUUAGUGUCCCAGACUACGGGGUGGAGAGUCUGUACGCCAAGGAGAACUUCGCCAUGGAUAUGGUUGACAAUGAAAUCUACGAAUCACAGGAUAGCUUAGGAAAUGGUAGCCUAUCGGGGCCCGUGUCGUCGUAUGGAGUGGGCGUUGCCUUCGGUACGUUCAAAGGUGAGAAUGUUCGCCAGAGGUCAAAUGAGGAAUUGAACGACAAGGGAGAAGAGAAGGAUAUACACAGGGGGAUGAUUCCGCUGCCCAAGUCUGUAACAUUUGGUGGCGAGGAUUUAUUGUUAGGGGUCGGGGCUGCAGUGCCCUCUGACGGUGACGAAGUGAUUUACGCCCAGAUCAGCAAACCUAAGAAAAAUAAAAACCCGGAAGAUGACCGAGUUCAGGGUCUGACUUCCAUCCUAAGCCCAAGUCAUCCAAAUGAACGCCAAGAUCAGUUAGUGUCCGAUUCAAAUCCGGUUGAAAACGAAACAGACUACUCAUUAACAGAUGAUUUUGAUGACCCGAACAAGUGCAGUGGCGUUGGUUCAAGGUCAAAUGAUGGUGAAGAUGCUGAUGAUGACUAUGCAUAUGCGUACGCGCGCAGACGAGGUAGAGGAACCUCGAAACGACGUGAGCCACAAGAAAGUGUACGCAUUUACGACGACAUAGAAAGCGAUGAUUCUGAAUUUGCUGAGUCGGAUAUCGAUGGAGUCUUUCGGGAGGCUAUUGAACCUCAAAUUGAGCUCAACGGUCAUGAAACUGAGUGUGCAGACGGGAUUAGAGACUAUGACGAGUUGGAGUUUGAGGGCCAGAAGCACAAGAGGCAAAUUGACGAUAUCGUACAUGUGCAAAGAACUGAUCUUUAGGUACACGGGCGUCACAAACAUGCAGCAAAGGAUCAUAUAAAAAUAGGUCGAAGCCAGAAUAUCUUACUUUCUAAAGAGAGACUAAUGUAAGAACGAAAUAAUCUAUUCAGAUGUGUACAGUCUAUUUCUUUAUUUUUCGUAUGGCACAUUGAAUUUAUAUUUCAAUUUUCAUACAAGUAUCGUUGCAUUGACCUUGUAUGUUUUUUUAUGUAACAAUAAUAGGCUCCGUAGCCCUUUGUGAAUGUUUGCAGCCACAAUAAAGAUUUUAAUCGAAUUAAGCUGCUGGUCACUGACGGAAUUCAAAAUUGUAUUCCAGAAUUCGUUCAUAAUGCCCCUUUGAUUAUCCUUUUACCCUGAUAACCCAACCCCUCCAGCACACUUUUUGUACAUGACCAGGUUUCCAGGCAAACGGCUCCAUCAGGAAUUUAUUUUUAUUUAUUUCGAAAAUUAAAUUGUUAUUUAAAUUUCUGCACAACGUUUAAGAAUGUAUCUGUAUUAUUAUCCAUUUUUUAGCUGUCAUUAUGUCAUAUGUCGCCAGUUCUAACCGGUUGACAACUUGAGUUCUUCCCUCAAAAAAUGCCUCCAAAGCAAUUUAUAUUCGAUUUUUCAAUUCGUAGUUCAAGCCUGCAGGCAACAUAAUUUGUAUAUCGUUAACCAGA
Molecule: messenger RNA, 3375 nt
Organism: Lineus longissimus
Lineage: Eukaryota; Metazoa; Nemertea; Pilidiophora; Heteronemertea; Lineidae
Product: mucin-3B-like
Exons: 6
Coding region: 494-2716 (740 amino acids)
Source: RefSeq, a predicted model, not a curated record